CCUCGCGCGUUCGCGCGAACUACUAGAAAAUGGUGAGAUCAUUAGAUCAUUAGUGAAAGAAGGACCAACGACGAUGAAGGUUACGAAGGAGAAGGAGGAGUAGGAGGAGUCAGUCUUCUUUGAAGAUCGAGGAAAAAAUCGGACAAUUAUGCCAUUCGGCAGAAGUCUUCUACAGAAGGAAAGCCUGUAUCGAGUAAGUGGAGAGGAAAGAUCCCCAGAGAUUCUUAUCUUAUUCCAUUCCAGUGGCUCGACCAGUAACCAAUGGCGAAAACUAAAAAAUCCAUGGUUUCCCGGUAGAACCCCAUUUCGCCCAAGUUGUUGCGGAACCGGAAAAAAGAAGCGGUUUUUCGCACAGCUUGCUCAUAGUGCAGGUCCCACUUGUAUAUUGUAUUUGGCCGAAGAAGCAUCGGACAGGUUGGAGUUCUUACCUUCUUGGGACUCCAUGGACCAAGAUCUGCUUUCAUUAUAUGGGCAAUACCGAUCUACUUUAGUAGAUCAUAUGGAUGUAGAAAAAGCUUCUGAUUUUGAUGAAUUCGAAACAUCUCUUUUCCAUUUCUAUUUACCUAGUUCAUAUCUUUGUUUCGUGUGUUCCCGGGAGGAAUUCGAUCUCUUCAAUCUCGGGAUACCACCUAAAUAACUGCGGCCAAAAAGUAAAAUAGGUCGGGAAGAAAGAGUCUGAGGUUGGGUCGGACGACAUACAUCUUGGUUGGUUCCACCACCAACUUUCUUUAUGUGAGUGAUUUUAACCCUUAGAUUCUCCAAAAACAUCUUUAGCCACUCUUUUAAUGCAAUUGGCCAUCUUAUACCACAUCACAGAGGUUUCUUCCUAAAAAUUCCAUUUCCCUUCCUCGUUAUAAAGAGAAAGUCAUUUGGCAUACCUGCAUGGAUUAGAUGUCCAGAUAAACCCCCCGACCUGGGAAGUCUUUCGACCUCACUCACUUGAUCAGCAAAUGGGAAGCUUGAAAAAGCGGCUUUUCGCUCCUCUCCUUACAGUCGAGUGGCUUUCGCUCCUUCUUCCGUAAAAUAAAGCAAAACGGCUGCUGCAACUACAGGUGAAAGUGGCACGGCUCUUGUAUGAUGGAGAAAAAAUGACCAGAAUCAAAAGAUAGACCAAAUUCAAUGGAGGAUGGGGAGUAUGGCUGAGAUUCCAAAUCUUAAGAGAUUGAAAGAGUGUAGGGGACAUAUUCUACAUCUUAAUAGCCCCGUGCUUUAUUAGCGCAGUGUUAGAGAAGGGAGGACCGAACAAUAUGACAGGGCAAGAGCUCCGCUUAGCUUAGUUAGGAAGGCAAUAUUUCGCGUGCUAAGGCGCGCGUAAGCAUCAAAGCCCAUAGCGCGAUAGGAAAGAAUCUUAGUCUGGGCGGCGGGGAAGAUAGUUCAUAUGAUUUUUCCAAAGAAUGAUUCUACAAUCGUACAUAAUACAAUACAAAACCGAUUUUUCGACGCGGGAAGACGGUGGAGAAAUAAUAACAGCAGGCAUUGAGAGGACACAUGCUAAAUGGUCUACCUACUUCGUUACAAUGGUUCCUGAUGAGAACUACCUAGAUGCUGCAUCAAGGUUGGUUGUUAGGGAUGGGGUAGAAAUGUAGUUUACGUUUCAACUGGAUCAGUUCGCCCGCAGGGACGAAUGAAGGAACGCUUUUCUUCGGAGAGAUAAAUCCUGUUCCCUUCACCGCUCCGUGGGCUUCUGGGUAAACUGAUGGUGGGUAUCAAUAGAUCUCUUUUCCACCUAGGUUAAAGGGGUAUGCCGCUAUAUAUGCUACACCGAAGUAUGCUCCUAGCUAAGCUACUGGCUUUGGAUCUGCCUCUCGAGCACGAGGGUCGUAUUCAAUUCAUAAGGCUAUCGAUCAUGAAGGUUUGCCUAUGGCUCUGUAUCUACCUCUGUCUGCUGGUGCUUAUUUUGAUAAGCUGCAGGAUCAACGACUGGAUCAGCUGGAACUACAAAAGGCUAUGGCUAUGGAACUUUUUUGGAUACUUAGCAAGGUGCUGGAUCAACCGGCGAUACUUCCUAUGCCGAGAGCACCAAUAGAUAGCUUAGAGAACAGGUCUAGUUAAUGCCCACCGGCAGUGAGCCAGGAGUAGGAAUAGACAAUAGGGGGGGGUUCAUUUGCUCUUAUCCUGUCUAGAUAAGAGAUUUGAAGGUCGAUAAGGAGUUGGUAAGCGCAUUGACUUGAGUUCUCCUCCACCGGUCUUGAUGUUGGAACCAAUCCACGGAAUGGGGGAAUAAGAAGAUAAGGAAGCAGGAUUCAUUGGUGGUCCAUUCUUCCCGGUGCCUCGAUAGGCGGGAAAGAAGAAAAAACGUAGUGAAGAGAAGCGUAGGAGGCUAUGGGUAUAGCAUCCUAACGUAGGAGUGAAGCACGCUGUCUUACUCUGGAAAGCUCAUCUCGGCCUUCAUUAAGCAAAUGGGCUUAGUCAGACCAACCGUAUCGUAAGUAAGAAGAAGGGCGGUGGUCUUCCAAGAAGCGGAGAUGGCGGAAUAGCACGAAGCGAGAAUCUUACUUUCGAGCAGCUCUUGAAUAAGUAAGUGUUCCGCAAGUGUAGGUAAAGAAUUAUCCGACUUUCUUCUAAGAGUGGGUCUGUCUAAUCAAAUAAGAGAUCAAACAAA
This is a messenger RNA of Gossypium arboreum, 2602 nucleotides long. RefSeq lists its product as uncharacterized. The record is from RefSeq and is a predicted model, not a curated record. The transcript has a single exon. Bases 149 to 637 code for a protein of 162 amino acids. Lineage: Eukaryota; Viridiplantae; Streptophyta; Magnoliopsida; Malvales; Malvaceae.